CACCUCCUUCCUCCGUCCUUUCUCUUGUUCAAUAAAACUCUUUCAGUUCAUCACUAUCUCCCCUUUACUUUUCUUUUCUGACACUGAACUUUCUAAAUCUAGUAGCAGUCCGCACUGCCUGAUUCAAUAAUAUUCCCGGUCGAGUCCAGUGGCUCUCGUUUGAACCAAUCCCAGUUCACCAGCCGGUGUUGGCUAUCUCUACAAAUUACAUUACCAUUCCUCUCACGCUUUCCGUUUCCCAGCUUCUUCAAUCCAGUUACUGAGCGAUAAUGGCUGAACCUGAGGAUGUUGAGGAAGACCUCUUCGCCGAUUUGUACGAUGCCGACGACACUACGGCUCAGUCGACGUCUGUUGUAGAGCCUCCACAGGUUUCAGAACCCAUCACCUCCGCUCCACCUGUUCCCGCGACUGAACCUGAUACGCAACAUGCGGAUCAGCACCAUGGUGAUGCCGAAGUGGGCGGAUCCUAUCAAUAUUCCCACCAGUCUGGCAAUCAUGUGGGAGGAGAAAAUGGCGGCGCUGGCUUUCCAAAUCUUUCGGCAACUCCAGUGGGCGACUCCGAACCUCAAGGGACCGGAAUCAAAGAAGACGGGAAAAUGUUCAUUGGUGGUUUGAACUGGGAGACUACGGAUCAGUCCCUGAAAGAUUACUUCUCUCAGUUUGGGGAAGUACAAGAAUGCACUGUGAUGCGAGAUAGUGCUACGGGUCGCUCCAGAGGAUUUGGAUUUUUGACAUUCAGAGACCCGAAGACUGUCAAUACCGUCAUGGUUAAGGAACACUAUUUGGAUGGCAAGAUUAUCGAUCCCAAGCGUGCAAUCCCACGUGACGAGCAGGAGAAGACCAGUAAAAUAUUUGUUGGUGGCGUGAGCCAAGAGGCAAACGAACACGACUUCAGAGAUUUUUUCACCCAAUUUGGGCGUGUGAUUGAUGCCACCCUGAUGAUUGACAAGGAUACUGGUCGUCCCCGUGGCUUCGGGUUCGUGACCUUUGACAGUGAAGCGGCCGUCGAAGCAGCUCUCUCCCGUCCUCUGGAAAUCCUCGGGAAGCCGAUUGAGGUGAAGAAAGCUCAACCAAGAGGAAAUCUGCGGGAUGAAGAAGACCGCCGAUUCCGCCGUGGCAGGGAGGGUUUCCGUGACGGUGGCGUCAUGGGAAGCGAUGGUUCGCAACCACAAGCCGGUGCUCAAGGCCAAGGCAGCAUGGCUGGUGGGCUCACCCCCCAGAUGAUGGCACAGUAUUGGCAGAGAAUGCAGCAGUACUUUGCCCUGAUGCAACAGCAAAUGGCCGUUGCUGCGGCUCAAGGUCAAGGCAUGGGCGGCAUGGGUAUGGGCGGCAUGAACCCAGCCAUGAUGCAACAGAUGCAGCAAAUGAAACAGAUGCAGCAAAUGCAAAUGGGGAACAAUCAAGCACCACAAGAGAGUCUUAGCCCUCCGUCGCAGAGCUCAACACCCCAAACAAUGGCACCGAACAUGAUAAAUCCAGCCAUGAUGCAGCAGAUGCAGCAGAUGCAGCAGUUGCAGAAUCAAGGUCAAGGCAGCAGCUCCGGGGGUAUGGCCGGUCAGAUGGGGGGUGGGGGCAAUGGAAUGAACAUGGCCGCAGCUAAUGCCAAUGGGAAUUACUCGAGUCAUCGCGGUGGACCUGGCUACAAUGCUCAGGAACAAAUCGCCUUUGAGCAACAAAAGUAUGAGCAGCAACAAGCACGCCGAGCCAUGGAAAACCGGGCUUUCUCUCCCUACCAACAAGGUGGGCCAACUUCUUGGGAAGGUAUGUAUGAUGAAGUACCUCAGCCGAACAUCCCGACCGGGCCCCAGGCCAUGACCCGCGCGGGGAGCAUGGGACGCGGUCCGACUCCGCAACCUCAAAGUGCUGCCCCAGCCAAUGCUCCGACAGGCCCGAAGAAUGCCGGCAAGCCAGGCGCCAACUAUCGCGGUGGAGGCCGUGGAGGUCACCGGGGCUUCCACCCUUACUCGCGCGGUUGAGGACUUGGUUUUACUUCCUUCGGUCCUUGUGCUUUUCCUUUCCACACGCUUGUACAUGUGCGCGCAGUCUCCAAUGCUACCUCCCCCUUGGGAUCUUCAUAAAUCAGUCAGAUUUCUUGCUGGUGCCCUUCCGCCCUUUUUAUUCAUCGCGACGUAAAGGACCCUCCAGCAGCAAUAGUGACCUUUGAUACUACAAAAACCUUGAAAUAUGCAUGGCCACGCCCUAUUAUUGUUGCCUAUCUUUCUUCUCC
Messenger RNA from Aspergillus aculeatus ATCC 16872, 2227 nucleotides. Its product is annotated as heterogeneous nuclear ribonucleoprotein HRP1. Lineage: Eukaryota; Fungi; Ascomycota; Eurotiomycetes; Eurotiales; Aspergillaceae. The transcript has 6 exons. Gene Ontology annotation, molecular function: RNA binding. The record is from RefSeq and is a predicted model, not a curated record. Bases 270 to 1976 code for a protein of 568 amino acids.